CCGUGCUCUGGACCCGCUUGCGGCGAAGCCCAGGAGGAGCCCGUCGCCAUGCAGCCGCCGCCGCGCAAAGUUAAGUUGACCCAGGAAGUAAAAGUGCAUCUCAUGGAGCAACUGUCGAGCCUGCAGAACAAGCAACAACGGGAGCUGGAACUCCUAGAGGACAUCAGGUCCUACAGCAAGCAGCGAUCUGCCAUUGAGAGGGAGUACGGGCAGGCAUUGCAAAGGCUGGCAAGUCAGUACCAGAAGAGAGACGGGCAGCGUGGCUGGAACGUCGCCAGUGACUCCAGGAGUGUCUUUGGAGUCUGGAAGGGCGUGAUCGAUGGCACCGUCUCUUCUGGUCAGUCCAGGCUGGCUGCCUCCGAUAAUUAUCGCAGUGUGAGCGCAGAGGCUGCUAAAACCGCCCGUGUGUCAAAAGAACACUUGUUCAAAAAGGGCAUGGACCAGCUACUGAAUAUCCAGACUGAACUGCUGGAGACGGUGAAGGAAGUCAGCAAAACCAAGAAGCAUUACACACAGAUUGAGCGGUCCAGUGAGGUGGCCCGAGAGAAGGCUGCUGAUGUGGAUGCCAGGCUCAAGAAGAGUGACCACGGCAUAUUUCACACAAAGGCCAGCUUGCAGAAGCUCAGCGCCAAGUUCUCUGUGCAGCUGGCAGAGAAUUCACAGCAGCUGGUGGUGGCGCGAAAUGAGUACCUCUUGACUCUGGCGGCUGCAAGUGCCCACCUGGAGCACUACAUCCAUGUGGAGCUGCCUGCUGUUUUCAAGAUGCUGGAUGGUGACCUUUAUGAGCGGCUCAGAGACCAGCUGACCCUGAUCAGCAAGACAGAGCUGGAGGUCUGCCAAGGCACACAGGAACUUUUCCAGCGUGUUCUAGGUACAUCUGCACAGGUGUGCCAGGAGCAGAAUCUCCUCCUCUUCCUCCAGGAUAAUGCUGCAUUUUCAGCGAUGGUCAUCCAGCCCUUUCAGGCGGCAGGAGCUGACCAGGUGACUUCUCUUCUGCAUGAAAGUGGCAGCAGCCUUGGGGAGAGCGGGUUAGAGAAGGAAGCCCGUCGCUGGGCCGCUCGAGCAGCCAGAGAUUACAAAAUACUAACUGUCAGUGAGCAGGUUCUACAGAGAAUGGAAGCCAGGAGGCAGCUGGCCCCUGAGGCAGAGAUGACCACCAUGGAGAAGAGGAUGGAGGAGAUAAGAGAGAACCUACGGAAGGCUGAGAUCAGCAAGGUGAAGUCGGAGGCACGGCUGGCUCUCCUGCGUCAGGCUGGCCUGGAUGUCGACACCUGGCUGGCAAGCAGCAUGGGGCAGGUGCUGGACGAAAUGGAGCAAGAGCGGCGGCUCAGCGAAGCUCGCAGGUCUGAGAGGGGCUCGACUCCGACGGCAGAAGACUUCGAUCUUGCUGAGUUUGAUGACUAUGACGACAACACAGAACUGUUUGAGGACACGAGACCAAGUUCAAGCAUGCUUCGUGCUUAUCCUUCAUCCUGCAGAGUAUUCUUCCCAUACCAGGCCUGCCAAUCGGACGAGCUCUCCAUUGCACAGGGCGAGGAGCUGGAGGUCAUUGAAGACGGCGAUGUGGAGGAAUGGGUCAAGGCGCGUAACAGUGCAGGACAGGUCGGGUACGUCCCUGAGAAGUACCUCUUCUUUAUGGAUUCAGUAAGCAGGGGACACCCAGCCCCAGAUGGGAAUGCCCAGGAAGAGUCCUCUGAUGUGGCCUUGGAGAGGGAGCUGACCAACAUCAUGAGCAUGGGCCUGAUGCUGGAGCCCGGAGCUUCCCUGGUGCGAGCCCUUUACGACUACGAAGGGCAGAGCUCCGAGGAACUCAGUUUCCCCGAGGGAGCCAUCAUCCGAGUGCUGCCCCGGGAGGAGGGAGCGGUAGAUGACGGCUUCUGGAAAGGAGACUUCAAUGGGAGAAUUGGAGUCUUCCCCUCAUUGGUUGUGCAAGAAAUAACUGGCGCACAAGAGGGAGCUGAGCAGGAACUGCUUUCACCAUCUCCUCCAGCCUUCUCCCCUCCAGUCCUUGACCACGCAUCUCCUCCAGACAUUCUGCUGGCAGGUGGCUGGCAAGGAAAAAUGCAAGAUUCCCCUGACCUGAACGCACCACGCAUUCGCCCAGUUCGGCCUCCCCCACCUCCGCCAUCGAAGGCUCCAGAAGAUGACUCGCUGCCCAGCCACGAUUAAGUCCACAUCUGUCAGGGACUUGGCUUCCCAAGAAGGCUUGAGCGCUUUGGGGGCUGGUGGGGCCACAAGCAAAUCCGUUUCUGCCUGGAGUUCUUGGGUGCCUGUAGCUGCUUUUGAGCCUGUGCUCACAUCUUCCAGUGCCAGCCAGCUAGCAGUGGGACGGAGGUGCUGAGAGGAGCAUUGCUGCUGCUGCUACUGCUGUUGUUGCUGCGAUGAGCUUCUCUACCUCAGCACAUGGGUACAUGCUCAGAUGGAUGGACUGCACCAGAAUGGACAUGCCAGUGAAUGUUGAAUACAAUUGUUUUGUCUUUCUCUCUGCACUGGGGUCGAGCCCCGCAGCAUAGGACCUAGAAAUGGCAAGUUCUGUUGGCCUUUGACAUUCCUUGGACUGCUACUCGAGACAAUGCCAAGCAUUUCCUUUUUUUCCUGUUCUGUGGUUUGAGAUGGGAGCAGGUCUCUCCCUUUGCUUUAAAUGCUGCUAGCUAGCAUCUGUCUGCACCUUGUCCGUCAGAACUAUUGACAACGGCAGGGUCUGCUGCUCUUCUUGUAGCCAGCAGUACUUUUGCUGUCCCUUGCUGAGUGAGCUGGCGUCUGUGCUGCGUCCUUGAGAGGCAAUAGGUGGGCAGGUAUUGACUGAAUAAACAGACACCAUUCUGCACG
Lacerta agilis (Sand lizard) is the source of this 2829-nucleotide messenger RNA. It is a transcript of the gene FCHSD1, whose product is annotated as FCH and double SH3 domains 1. Gene Ontology annotation, molecular function: protein binding. NCBI's taxonomy places the organism in Eukaryota, Metazoa, Chordata, Lepidosauria, Squamata, Lacertidae. Gene Ontology annotation, cellular component: neuromuscular junction; recycling endosome. The transcript is spliced from 20 exons. Gene Ontology annotation, biological process: neuromuscular synaptic transmission; regulation of actin filament polymerization. The record is from RefSeq and is a predicted model, not a curated record. The coding region runs from base 49 to 2169 and encodes 706 amino acids.